Molecule: messenger RNA, 1783 nt
Organism: Octopus sinensis (East Asian common octopus)
Lineage: Eukaryota; Metazoa; Mollusca; Cephalopoda; Octopoda; Octopodidae
Exons: 6
Coding region: 665-1555 (296 amino acids)
Source: RefSeq, a predicted model, not a curated record
AUUUAGGUAUCUAAUGUGCUCAGUGAAGUGUGACUGUUCGUAUUCAUGUGAGACACUAGUUUAGUUCCGUGCAGGUGAAGUCAUAAUAUCAUUAAUGACCAGUGUUGCUCUCACUGUGUAUGUUAUUGACCAUUGUACAGAGUUGUCGUAGCUGCUGAUACUGGUGACAGAAGCGAGCAGUGCUGCUAUCAGUGAACAGUUCGAAGACCUUCGCUCCGGUUUCACUUGUAGAGACAGUGGUAAUAUUGUCAUCUGUAGGAACUCUGGAUUGAUAUCUGGAGACAGUGCCGACAUCUGUGGUAAUUCUGGAAGCAGAAGAUAAUAUUCCUUCUACUAUAAACACAAGGUCUGAAAUUUUGUAGGAAAGGGCUAGUUGAUCAUAUGAACCCCACUGCUCAGCUACUACUUGUUUUAUUGAGCCUGAAAGGAAAAAAGGAUAAGUCGGCCUCUGUAUCAUUUGAAUGCAGUGAACAAUAUUGUCAUUCGUAGGGGUCCUGACUUGACAUCUACAGACAGUGGUGAUAUCUGUGGUAAUUCUGAAAGCGGAAUUUGUGGACAUCCUUCAUAUUUUAUGACUGGACGGUCAUAGUGGACAGACCUGACAACGUCUCUCGUUGCCCAGGAAUAGCAAAAUCACUGCGUCUACCCACAACAAAGAGCCAAGAUGUUCCAGUUUCCUUCUACCAUUCCAACCGUGACCACAGUGCUGCUAUUAACCCUUACUACAAUUCUGACCGUUACCUCAAACCAGCAAUUUUAUACAGGCAGCUACAGAUCUUUGGCUCCUGGGUAUUCCUACCGUUACCUUCAGGAACCUCCGACAGAACAAUUCUCCUCCACUCGAUGUCUACUGAAAUGUGUCGCAAUUUCUCUAAGCAGCCAAUCGGAAUUCUUCACUUACAACAAUGUCAGCCGUGUUUGUAAGAAUUACUCACCGAAAAAUAUCAUGACAGUUGUCAGCACGAAUGACAGCAACGAGAUGUCCUUCUACAGAAAUAGCCAAUGGAUUAAAACUUAUGCCAUAUCAAUGGGAGCUGGUUCGAAAGUAUAUGAUUCAUUCCUGAAUAUAGGACUUCCUUCAUCCUGGAAUGUGGACGAAUGCAGAGGUACCUUUUGUCCCAACUUCUUCCGGCAUCCUAUCCUGGAUUACUGGAACUAUCUUCCAAUUGAGGAGGUGAAACUGUUGAUUUAUAAAAACAAAACAGAUGUGGUAACUAUAAUAUUUGAUGGACGAAAUACAACCCUUCGAAGCUGGUUCUCUCACGAAAAGUUGAAAAAUUCACCGUGGAACGACCUAGCUUCAGCCACCGGAGUUCAUUUCUCAAUUGAGGGAUUUAGACAUGUACGUCGAUUUUAUAUAACAUUACAUGGUUUUUGUGAAGGGGACAGAGGCUGGUUGACCAUCAAUGAGGGACCACUUCACUGUCAGUUCGAAGAGUCAGAUCACUACCCUUCAAUUCGUUAUUCUGAUACAAAAUCGAAAGUCAUAUGGAACAACGGUUAUGCAUUAGCAGACUCCAUGGCCAUAUUCAUCCGCCUGAGGCAGCAGAACUAACCCAGCACUUGAUAUCCAUUGAUACUAUUGAUGUUGUUAACGUCCAUCCAAUCCAGUUGACCACCACUGGUGAUCCACAUAAGUCACGUUUUACCUUUUAAUAAAGAAUCCAUACAAAUAUUCUAUCCAACAUCGGUCUUUGAAGUUGUGAUUCUCUUUCUCUCAUUCCAGCUGUUGUUGUUGUUCACAUUCACCCAAUCCAGCUGACCACCACUGGUGAUCCACACA